Molecule: messenger RNA, 696 nt
Organism: Lolium rigidum
Lineage: Eukaryota; Viridiplantae; Streptophyta; Magnoliopsida; Poales; Poaceae
Exons: 3
Coding region: 8-448 (146 amino acids)
Source: RefSeq, a predicted model, not a curated record
UACUAAGAUGCUGGAGAUACUUCUAUGCACCUUUCACAACUUGAAGAGCUUGACGUUACUUAUGCAUUUCUGUAAACAACCCCCUAUUAUGUUAACCUUAUGCUUACUGAAGAGUGCCCCAAAUCUAGAGAAACUCAGAAUAGAGAUCUUUGAUGAGAAGGAGCAGAUAUUUGAGGCAAAUGGAGAGUUUCUGAAUGCAUUAUGGACUGAUGGCAUGUGUGCCAACCUUCAGGUUGUGCAGAUGAUUGGUAUUACUUGGCGUCCAAAUGAAAUGUCUUUUAUAGAGCUCAUUCUCUCCAAAGCAAGGCUUCUUCAUACUUUAUCAAUCAGUCACGGUGAGCAAAUUGUGAUGUCUAAUGAGGAUGCUCUAAAUGAAUUACUAAGAUACAAAAGAGCGUCAGCUGAAGCUCAGGUCAUAUUUAAAGGUAAAGCUGAAAAAUAUUAUUAGGCCAGAGACCAAUUUCUGGGCAUUGCGGUGACGUGUGGACUGUGGAGUGAGUUCGCUUUUACAAACCUGUUAUACUGUGUGAUGCAAUAUUUUGGAUGAGAAAUGCAGCAUGCAGAGAAUGUGGUCUCAAGAAACUUCAUUUGUAGACCAAAAGGUUCUUGUUAGUACUGUGACUGUUGUGAGACAUUUGUUGUGUGACCUAAUCUAGACCUCUGCCGCAGGGGCGCUCCAUGACCCUGAUUUGCCAA